Molecule: messenger RNA, 1023 nt
Organism: Cladocopium goreaui
Lineage: Eukaryota; Dinophyceae; Suessiales; Symbiodiniaceae
Source: the annotation of a GenBank genome assembly
AUGUAUGAUGAGGGAGAUGAGGAUGCAAUCUUCAUCAACGACUUUGAGGAGACGCUCAUCGAAGUUGCGCAGGAGUCUCCAGAGCUUGCAAGCUGUUAUGCAACGUACCUUGAGGCCCGAACAAGACUCAGGGAACGAGCACGAAUCAGGGGCUUCUGGCCGAUGAGUGGUCCAGGUGCCGGCAAGGGCAAGGGGAAGAAAGGAAAGAUGGGGUCCAAGGGCACCAAGUUCCGAUCUUUAGCAGAUCGAAUUGCCUCAUCAGCCUGCAGGAAAUGUGGACAAUUUGGGCAUUGGAAGCGUGAGUGCCCCCUCAACCUCACCAAGGGGGACAACAAGGGCAAGGGCACCACGGAGACCAUCUCCAUCGCAGAGGCGCUCUUUGCUCAUCCUGAAGACCUUGAGGAUCAGAUGCCUGCCAUGGAGUUGAUCGACGAGCUCCCAGAAUCUGCCGAGGACCUAGGUCUCCAAUCAGAUCGAGUGUACAUGGAUGCACCCGAUCGGCAGUACAAAGUCCCACCAGGGAUCACGAAUCUGCAGCAGUGGGGCGAGACCAAGAUUCCCUCGGGAGUUCAACAGGGACAGACCUUUGCGGAGGUGUACAACAAUCAUCCCUGUUACAUUUUCCAGAUCCGAAACCGCAAAGCAGUGUCACCGUGGCUGAGGAAUCUACAGAACUACGUGAUUGCCCGGCAGAAGUACGAAACACUGAAUCAGGUUCCCAUUCUGCCAUCAUCGGCGGGAUUGGGGCAGUCAUCGAAGUCACCGACAACCACUCGACCUUCGGCACCUCAGGGAAAGACCGAGACAGGGUGGGAAGUGAUCACCAAGACAGGAGCAUCGUCCGCCAAUGCCAAGAAGACUCAGGCAUCCAAGCGGACCACAUCCGAUUGGGAGCAGCCCAACAAGACCAAGAUGACCGUGGAACAGAAUGCCGAGCGAGUGCAACAGAUCCAGACGCAGAUUGCCCUCCUUCAGAGGGAGCUGGCGCGGGAGACACAGAUUCCGGAGGAAGAGGACAUCUGA